Messenger RNA from Hippocampus zosterae (dwarf seahorse), 1419 nucleotides. RefSeq names its product ankyrin repeat domain 24 (gene ankrd24). The record is from RefSeq and is a predicted model, not a curated record. The transcript has 4 exons. NCBI's taxonomy places the organism in Eukaryota, Metazoa, Chordata, Actinopteri, Syngnathiformes, Syngnathidae. Gene Ontology annotation, molecular function: actin binding. Bases 136 to 513 code for a protein of 125 amino acids.
AUUAUUUACAGCACUGCAAAGCUUCAGACUGCCCCUGAAUGACGACAUUUCCUAAAAUGUCAGACUGUGCAAGUACAGCUACUUACGCCAUCGUGACGAGUAAAUUUGCAGUUUUUCAAAAAUUCUCAUUCUUGAAUGUUUUUUGUUGCUGUCAAACUUCAGCUCCCAUUUAGCAGUGAUGCAGUGAAAAUGAUCGGAGUGAAGAUUUACUUUGCAAGUCAAUUUACGAUAACGGAGCUUUCAAAGGAGGUGUUCCGGCUAAAGGAGGCGCUUGGAUCUCUGUCGCCUCCUCUCGGAAUCACGUCCACACAUCAGGGGAACCCGGGACAGCAAAUGGCGCUACAGAACAGGGUUGCUGUACUUAGCCAACAGCUCCAGGAUUGGGAAAGAAAGCACAAACAAGUAGUAGCUGUUUAUCGUUCUCAUUUACUGGCGGCUGUGCAGGGUCGUAUGGACGAAGAGGUCCAACGUCUUCUCCUGCAGAUCCUCAGAAUGAGCCAACAGGGUCAAUGACGUCCACGUCGCCCAUCGUUGGAGCUCGUCGGGUCAAGCAUACAACUUUGCUAGUGACAGAUGGCGAGCUAAAAUAUCGCACACCAUGUAAAGCACACCUGAGGGCUAUAAGUAACCGAGGGGGAUGACACUAGCAAUGCUGGGGCAUCAUUCAAACUUAUUCUGUGUUCUUCCUAAUUACCCCAUGGGGAUAAAUAACGUUUUCUGAAUCUGAAUCUUUUGACAAAUGAAUCACAUGCUCAAAAAGAAGCGUGUGUAUUCUGGGAAAAAUUCUUGUCCCAUAAUUGACCUCCCAAAACUAGCUCCGCUUCACAUCAUUAGAGUCAAGACACAUCACAAAGUCGCAAGAACCCAUGCCUUACAUGUAACACUAAGUCGACCAUUUUGAUUUGAGGCAGCCAUUUUGGGUGAAUUGUGGGUUUCAUACUUUGACAAUGCAAAUACUUCAUUUGAUCCAAAAAACAUUUUGUUCAUCAAUGCCAGUGAUAAAGUGACAGGCAGAACAAUGAGAUGCUCUUCCACGAAAAAGCGGAAGGUACAUUAUUGUACUUGCGUCUCCCCCAUUUUUUUCACAUUUAUGUCAAAAGUCUAAGUUAUUUUCAAGAUUCACCAUGAAAAGGAGCAUUUGCAGCUUUAUUUGCCUUUGUGCGUCUUGCCGGAAAAGCGGCCAAUAUUUUACAAGCAAUACGCGUUCCGCUUGAAGAAGGUUUGCUCCUAUAGACAAGAAUCGUAUUUGCUUCAGCCCACAUCGGAGCUGUAAAACUGUAUCACGAUACAAGUGUGCUGUGCCUUUUGGUAAAAGCCAGUGUGUGAUUGUUCAUUUUAGAAGAUACAAUUUUGGGAUUGACCUCCCUUUUUUUUACUGCAUAUUUUCCCUUUUUGGUCCAAAAUAAAUCUGUAAAAAGU